AGCUUUGAGUUGAGUGCGAGAAGUGACUGGGUCGCAAUAGGGUUCAACGAGCAAAGCAAGAUGGUAAGUCUCAUAAAUCUUUGAAACUCAGGCAGAUUUCUCUGUCACACAAUUUUUCACUGCGUUCUGCAUCCCUCCCUCCUCACUUAUUCUGUUAAAGAGUGAGGAAUUCCUUCUAGCUAAACGUCUUUUUCUUGUCGCGAUUUCGUUGCUUCAGUGUUCCCUUUCACGAACGACUUUCAGUUCGCAUUUACCAGAGUCCAACAAAUACUUUACCAAGCAGUUUUUAUUUACAAUUUUCAUUUCUUAUUAGGAUGGUACUGAUGCUAUCAUCUGCUCUCGCCUUAAUGACAACGCAGUGGUUAACCAUUAUUCUUUGGUAGGCUAUAACAGUCCAAUUCAAACCAACCCGGUAAGUUAAUUGGACCUUAAUUGCAGGAAACUACAAUGUAGAUUUUAGGGAGACCUUGUUCACAUCUUCGGAAAAUUAUUCACUUAUAUGUGGAUCCACAUUUUUACUUUUUUCCAUUUAGACGGAUUUGUUUUUUGGAUGCGGUGGGAAAAGAAAAAUGUGAAAUAAGCUAAUUUAUUAUAAACUUUCAAACAAACAUUCGCGUUGUCAAUCCUAUAGCUUCAUAUCGAGUCGCUGUUUCCGCUGACGACCUUAAUCAGGGGAGAAAACCUCCUGUAAAUUUGGACCCCACCCCAGCCCCCAGUCAGCCUUAUGUCAUGGCGACAUUCAGUGAGAUUUAUUUUAAGGCACUUAUUUUUAGGCUCCUGCUGGUCUCAAAGUUAUUGCUGGUGCUUAUGAAGAUGGAGUCAUUAAGUGUAGGUUAGUAUUGUUGGCUGCGUGAAAAGCCGGCAAAACAAAUCGUUGGUUUGAUUAUACUUGCAGGUUCACCGUGGCGCUAUUUAUCACUGAUUGCUCUAUUUUGCAAACUUUGUUGAUGGGCUUCAUUGUUGUAGGUUUUCUCGGGGAAAAACUGCAAGAGGCAUGCAGGGUCUGGAUCAGAACGUCUUUUUGAUUUUCGCUCGCGGUAGUGUGAUUCAGGGUGAGUAAAAUCAAAAGUUUUUGCAUUGGUCACUAUACUCGUUGUUUAUUUUUAAACAGUAUCAACUAAGCUAUUAUAUAAUUCUUAUUAACUGAGAGUGAGGUCAUCACGGGGAAAUCUCAGACCGAGUCCUUGAUGCAUCGCUCAGUCAAUACAUCAAGGCCAUAUAAUAAUAAGGUAUAUUAUCUAACGUAAGUAGAUUCAAGAGCUGGUGUUUAGAGCGCUAGCUCCUUUGUAGGAGUGAACUUUAUAAACGAAGGUUAAUAAAGAUUUGACCUCAAUGUGGAAUUUUUUUUGUUUAAGGAGGCUUGCUGAACAAGCAUAGUGUAAAAUCACAGAGCGCCAGUCAAGUAGACGUCUGUGAACUUAAUGCAAAUCUUGAGAGUAAAUCCUCAGACCUCAAACUGCUGCGGGCACAUGGUAAGAGAGUUCAAUUUGAUCUCAUAAUAACUCAGUUACGUAAGUUGAAAUAACUUUCAUGAGCAUUUACCAAAGCAUUAAAAAGAAUUUUGACCUUUUCCUUUUCCUACUUUAUUCUCUUUUCUCAUUCUUUGCUGUUACCUUCUAAUAGGCCAUAUUUUAAAUGAGGCGUGACAUCAGGCUAUAUUCAAAACAUUAUUUGACUGACGGCUUUGACUAAUUUCCAGGAGCGCUUAUGGUUGUGGCCUGGAUUGGGUUUGCCACCAUGGCUAUCCUUGUGGCGCGUUAUAUGAAAGAGACCAGGGGAGAGCUAUGUGGAAAGAAGGCUUGGUUCCAGGUCAGUAAACAAAACUGUUGGCUGGUUCUUGCCGCAUAAAUAGAUGGGCCCCCUGUGGUAUCUUAAUUCACAAACUGGCCAGUAUAUCUCAGGUCUUGACAUUUCCUGGAUUUGCGCGUAUUAUUUUUUAGAUCAAAUCAUACGAAAGAUAUUUACUGUAUUAUUAGAUAGUUAAUCACUGUAACCAUAGACUGAAGGAUUGAAGGAUCUAGCCUGUUCCAAGCUCCGAAAAGCCGGGUUUGCGAAUUUCAGAAAGCGUGAGUACAAAAAUAAAACUUGAACGAGAGGAAACUGGGGAGAGGAAGACCGCUACCGCCCCCGUUCCCAAAUCGCGCGCUCAUAUUUUUGCGUGGCUUUACUUACGCGUCAUUUCUACUAUCUGAGAGCCUAGAACAGGUUAUGAAGAAUCCUGUCCCGCGUGCGCUGACUUAACAGGAAAAAAAAAUGUAAAUCAAGACAAAGUGAUCUUUUUCGUCAUUGAUCAGUACUAAGGUUCAGUUUCUGAGGAGACUGUGGUGCAGCACAAAUCUUGGGGCUGAAACACUUAGGCUUUACAAAGUGAAAACGUAUAUGGAUUGAAAAGUUAAAGUUUGGAGUGCUAGCCCUUAUGAAAGUAAUUCCACCUGUCUUAUCAGUAUCUUGUUAUUUUCAGGUUCACAGAGCUCUGACCGUCACCUGUUUACUACUCACGAUCACUGGUUUUGCUUUGGUUUUUGUUCACGCCGAAGGAUGGUCUGAUGUAAGAUUAUUAAACGUCAUCUUGUGAUCUAAUUAAACCCUUGGAGAAAAAAUCUGAUGUACUGUUUUUUUUUCCGCACACAGUCAGGUGGAGCCCACUCAAUACUAGGAGUCAUUGCAACACUGUUGGCCUGCGUACAGCCCAUUAUGGCGCUUCUAAGGCCCGAUCCAAAUGCGGAAAGGUAGUAAAACACUUUCGAUAGCCAUAAAAGACCAAAAGACUAGUUCUUUUAAAAAAAUUAACCGUCAUUCGUUCUUACUUUUUUGGAACAUUAUCCAGGCGAGGAUCCAACCCCACCCGCUAAAAAAAGAAAGAGAAACGAACAAACAAACAAACAAAAACGUGGAACAUUAAGAGAGACAGUGUUUCCUUGUUCCAUAGUAGUUAAAAACGUGAUCCUUUGGGUCCAAUAUAAAUUCAGCCUUCAGUGAAUAAUCGUUUUUGUUCUAAAGUUAAGUUCACGUCAGUUUUGUUGUAAGUUCAAUUCAAGUACCACAUAACCAUUACGAUUUGCCGAUGAAAAGACAGACUCCUACUAAAAAAGUUCAAUAUCUGACGCUAAGGCUCAUGUUGUUCAAAAAUUCUGUAUCAAUUAAUUUCAAAGCUCGUAAAUUGUGUUGUGGUUGAUGUACUGCUUUUACUUGUUCACAGGCGCUACAUUUUUAACUGGACUCAUCGCUGCGUUGGCAUUACCACAUUCAUCCUCGCAAGUGAGUCACCCGAUUUUAGCUUCUAUCUUUAUAUACUUGACCAGUUCUUUGUCAAAUGCGUGGGGUAAUGCAUAUAUGUUUACCUCUGAAUGCCUUCUCUGCGCCUUGCCUAGUCCUUAAGCCUCAUUAUUCCGCGCAUUCAAUGCGUUUCGGGUCACGUGGUUCGAGCGAAGAAGUGAAUCCCAGACAAAAAACCUCAAAAGUGAGACAAAAGUGAGACAUCCCUGUGCGGUGGUUUUCAAGACCAAAGUUUCGCAUUUCAAGGAGAAAAGUAUGUAGUUAGAAGACACAGAUGGGAAGGGAAAGUUCAAAAGAAUUUUCAGUAUUGUUUUAGUGGACAAAGACAUUUUAAGAAAGCAACCCACGCAUGUGCAUUCCGUUUUUGUCUAGACAGUUCUUGCGCGUUUUCCGCGGAUGCGUACACCGAAAUGCAUUGACCGAGAAGGCCUGGAAAAACGCCGUACGUACAGUAGGCACCUCUGCGUCUACGGUGCUUUUUUGAGUUACUUGCCACAUUAAUUACUGAGGAUUAGUCUGCGCAUACAGCCCCUCUUCUCGCUCCUCGCCGCUGGAGAUAUUUCUCCUGCAAAAACGUCCCUAGCUGCGAGGAGCGUUGAGAGACAGUUGUAUUCGUAGGCAAACGGAGGAUGGGUUGGAAUAACUUUUUUAAAAAUUAUUUUGCACACGUGGUUCUAGAAUUUGAAUAGGUGCUUAAUUAAGUGACACGACUAAUUAUUGUCGAUUUCCUUGCAAAACUGGAAUGGUUUUCGUCCAAGGCAUCUCACCCAUCUGAAACUUGGAGGUCAUGUCAGUAAUUAAUUUAAAUUGCUUUCCUAUCUUUUGUCAGUUAUCAACAUAAUUCUUGGUCUGCGUCUACCUCACCUGGAUGUUAAGUUUGCAGUUUAUUUUGUGAUCGCCUUUUGCGUGGGUCUGAGCCCAGUUGUUCUUUUGGAGUUGGUUCGCUGCUGUAACCGAUACCAUCAAAGAGAGGGUAGGUUUCUAACUUUCUUGUACAGUCAUCAUCAGUCAUCAUCAUCAUCAUCAUCAUCGUUUUAGUAAACAUGGGUUACUAAGUUGAAACUUUAUUACAGGUCAGUUUGCAUAUCUGCAAUACAGAUCUGCUAGGUAGAUUUAGCAACAGCCACGCAAAAGCGCGUAAACAGGACCGAAUGCGACCACCGGUGCUCGGUUUGCUGCUUUACCAUAUCAACCGGUUUUAAAUUUGCGCUCGCCGUCGUCACUGUAGUCUCUCUCUCGUAAUGUGGUGCGUGAUUCUUAUGAGGCAAGGAACGAUACAAUAUAGCUGUUAUUAAAGAAGCGCUAGAAUCCCACAAACAGUCCUGUAAUGUUUUUAAUAAUAAUAUUAAUCAAUUUAAUAAUACUAAUUUAAGUUAAUUCAUGAAUAUUGACUAAUUGUACUACGGGACUGUUUGCGGUUGGACAUAACACUGGUCACCCCAGUGCCAGGCGCGCAACUUUAAAAUUACCAAUAUUACGUAGUUAUUGGCCACUCAUCUUAACUUUCUGUUCUUGUUUUGUUCUCAGGACUCACUUACGUGACAGUUGGGUUCGUAUUCGUCCUGGCGAUCUCGGUCUGUUUGACUUUGCUUCUGUUUAUUGCACGCGAGGCACCUUAA
Molecule: messenger RNA, 4895 nt
Organism: Porites evermanni
Lineage: Eukaryota; Metazoa; Cnidaria; Anthozoa; Scleractinia; Poritidae
Source: the annotation of a GenBank genome assembly